AUGUAAGGUACUUUUUAGAAGGAAGCUCUAACUAAAAUCUUUGCUGAAGUUAAAGAUGUAAACGAACAAAUUUUUGGAGUCAUAUUAGAAAUUUUUCAAAAGGAAAAAGUUUAAUGCUGCAUUGGAUAUCUUUCAGACAAUGGAAAUCAAAGAAUUUUAGAAUAACACAUCUUUCAAAGGGAGAAUUUAAAACUAGUCGCUAAUGAGUAAAAAUUGUAUGUUGUUAGAAAUAACAUUUAACAAAUAGCUAAUGUCUUAACAAAACUAAAAGAUCAUGAAUUUAAUAAAACAGACUAUUCUUUUGAUGAAUAUUAAGAAGCUGUCCACUAUCUAAUAAAAAGAAUAAAGGAUGAGAGAUAGAUAAUAGAAUUUUUGUAAUUUUUAGUUAAUCUCACAUACAUAGAUAAAACUUUAAUUCAAUGUGGGUCAAAUUCAUUACAUGUCUUAGUUUAGAUGAAGGUUGAUCUGAGAAAUAAAAAUUUUUAAAAUAUUAAGAUCUAAAAUACCUCUUUGUUGGGAGCUAAUUUUGUUAGAUGUAAUUUAUCAGGAUCUGAAUUGAACAAUGUUAACAUAAGUGGAAUGAAUUUGAAUGGAGCUUUAUUAGUAAAUUGUAAAUGGAAAAAAUUAAAAAUACAUGAGUUAAAUAAAUUUGAUGGUGAGAAAGGAUGUGUGGAGUCAGUCAGUUUCUCUCCUGAUGGAAAAACAUUAGCAUCUAGCAGUACUGAUAAAUCUAUUCGCCUAUGGGAUGUAAAAACAGGAUAAUAAAAAGCCAAAUUAGAUGGCCAUACUAACACUGUCUAAUCAGUCUGUUUCUCUCCUGAUGGAAAUAUUUUAGCAUCUGGUAGUAUGGAUAAGUCUGUCCGUCUAUGGAAUGUAAACAUAAAAAAACAAAUAGCAAAAUUGGAUGGUCACUCUUGCGAGGUAAACUAAGUCUGUUUAUCUCCUGAUGGAAAUAUAUUAGCUUCUUGUAGUAAUGAUAAGGCUAUCCUUUUAUGGGAUACUAAAACAGGAUAAUAAAAAGCCAAAUUGGUUGGUCACAAUAAUUGGGUAAUCUCUCUCUGUUUCUCUCCUGAUGGAAAAACAAUAGCAUCUGGCGGUACUGAUAAGUUUAUCCUUCUAUGGGAUGUUAAAAAAGGAUAAUAAAAAGAAAAAUUAUAUAAUCAUAGUGAAACUGUCUACUCAAUCUGUUUCUCUCCUGAUGCAAAUAUAUUGGCUUCUGGUAGAGUAGAAACAAUUAUUUUAUGGGAUUUAUAAACAGGAUAAUUGAAAGCAAAAUUUGAUAAUCAUAAUAGCAUUAUCAAAUCAGUUUGUUUCUCUCCUGAUGGAAAUACAUUAGCAUCUGGCAGUAGUGAUACAUCUAUCCGUCUUUGGGAUGUAAAAAAAGGUGCAUAAAAAGCCAGAUUAGAUGGUCAUUGUGGAAAUGUAUUAUCAGUCUGUUUCUCUCCUGAUGGAACAACAUUAGCAUCUGGCAGUAGUGAUAAGUCUAUCCGGCUAUGGGAUGUAAAAACUGAAUACUAAUAAAAUAAAUUAGAUGGUCACACUAAUUGGGUCACAUCUGUCUGUUUCUCUCCUGAUGAAUUUACAUUAGCUUCAGGUAGUAUAGAUAACUCUAUCUGUUUGUGGGAUUUUAAAACAGGAUAAUUAAAAGCCAAAUUAGAGGGUCAUACUCACGCUGUCUAAUCAGUCUAUUUCUCUCCUGAUGGAAAAACAUUAGCAUCUGGAAGUAUUGAUAAAUCUAUCCGUUUAUGGGAUGUAAAAACAGGAUAAUAAAAAGCCAUAUUGGAUAGUCACAUUGGAUUUGUAUACUCAGUCUGUUUCUCUCCUGAUGGAACAACAUUAGCAUCUGGCAGCACUGAUACAUCUAUCCACCUAUGGGAUGUAAAAACCGAAUAAUAAUAAGACAAAUUAGAUGGCCACACUAACAUUGUAAAAUCAGUCUGUUUCUCUCCUGAUGGAAAAACAUUAGCAUCUGGCAGUUUUGAUGCAUCUAUCCGGCUAUGGGAUGUAAAAACAGGAUAAUAAAAAGCCAAAUUAGAUGGUCAUAUUUACGCUGUCUGCUCUGUCUGUUUCUCUCCUAAUGGAAAUAAAUUAGCGUCUGGUAGUGAUGAUAACUCAAUCCUUAUAUGGAAAAUUAAAACAUUAUAAUAAUACACAAAAUUAGAUGGUCAUACUAGCACUGUUGAUUCAGUCAGUUUCUCUCCUGAUGGAAAAACAUUAGCAUCUGGCAGUUGUGAUAAAUCUAUCCGUUUAUGGGAUGUAAAAACAGCAUAAUAAAAAGCCAAAUUAAGUGGUCAUAGUGGAUAUGUAAAAUCAGUCUGUUUCUCUCCUGAUGGAAAUACAUUAGCAUCUGGCAUUACAGAUAACUCUAUCUGCUUAUGGGAUGUUAAGACAGCAAAAGAAAGAUCAGCAGCAAAUAAAAGUUACAAAGAUACUCUUGAAUAAUUUAACACCCCUUUAUUUUAAAAUAACCUUCAUUCAGGUAUAUAUUUUUAAUUGUUAUUUAGUUUCUAAUUAUUAAAUUCUUGUAAUAUCUGAAUAAAUUAUAUUAAAAGCAUAUGGAACAUAUAUCUUGAAAGGAGAGUUUGUCAAUCAUUCAGGGAAAGAUUUAAGCCCAUUAUUUAUUUCGAAAGGAAGUUGUUUUUUGGAAAAUUAGUUAUACAUAAAUUAACAAUGUAAUUGA
Paramecium pentaurelia is the source of this 2680-nucleotide messenger RNA. The record is from the annotation of a GenBank genome assembly. Lineage: Eukaryota; Ciliophora; Oligohymenophorea; Peniculida; Parameciidae.